UACACCAAGAUUCCUGAACCAGGCUAUAUCAAAGUCCCUGAGCCGGGCUACAGCAAGUUUCCUGAGCCUGGCUACACCAAAGUCCCUGAGCCAGGCUGCACCAAGGUCCCUGAACCAGGCUGCACCAAGGUCCCUGAGCCAGGCUAUACCAAUGACCCUGAGCCGGGCUACACCAAGGUCCCUGAGCCUGAGCCUGGCUACACCAAGAUCCCUGAACCAGGCUACACCAAGGUCCCUGAACCAGGCUACACCAAGGUCCCCGAGCCAGGCUACACCAAGGUCCCCAAGCCAGGCUACACCAAGGUCCCCGAGCCAGGCUACACCAAGGUCCCCGAGCCAG
This is a messenger RNA of Carlito syrichta (Philippine tarsier), 340 nucleotides long. Its product is annotated as small proline-rich protein 3-like. The record is from RefSeq and is a predicted model, not a curated record. The transcript has a single exon. The annotation marks the transcript as partial. Lineage: Eukaryota; Metazoa; Chordata; Mammalia; Primates; Tarsiidae.